UGGCUGCAGCUGCCUAACCAACUGGAACAAACCCAAAUUAGCUACCUAAACGCCAUCAUGACCCACCAGUUUCCAGCCCUCUCAACGGACCAGAAAAUGUCCCUCUCUGACAUAGCACAAAGGAUAGUUGCCCCUGGUAAAGGGAUCCUGGCUGUGGAUGAAUCUGUGGGUACUAUGGGUAACAGGCUACAACGGAUCAAAGUGGAAAACACUGAAGAGAAUUGCUGUGCCUUCCGAGAGAUCCUUUUGUCUUCAGAUUCCUCCAUCAGCCAGCACAUUGGAGGAGUUAUUUUCUUCCGCGAGACUCUCUAUCAGAAGGACAGUACUGGAAAACCUUUCCCAGUCGUCAUCAAGGAUAAGGGCAUAGUGGUUGGAAUCAAGCUGGAUAAAGGCAUGGCCCCAUUGGAAGGGACCAAUGGAAAAACUACCAUUAAAGGUCUGGAUGGCCUAGCCGAAUGUUGUGCCCAGUAUAAGAAAGAUGGAGCUGAUUUUGGCAAGUGGCAUGUUCUGCUGAAAAUCACUGAUACAACUCCAUCACCUCUUGCCAUUCAGGAAAAUGCCAACAUGUUGGCACAUUAUGCCAGUAUCUGCCAACAGCAUGGACUGGUCCCCAUUGUGGAACCUGAGAUCCUACCGGAUGGAGAUCAUGACCUCCAGCACUGCCAGUAUGUGACAGAAAAGGUGUUGGCUGAUGUUUACAAGGCCUUGAAUGAUCAUCACAUCUACUUGGAGGCAACCCUGCUGACGCCCAACAUGGUGACUGCAGGGCAGGCUUGUUCCAAGAAGAAUACCCCUGAAGAGGUGGCGAUGGAGACUGCCACUGCCCUCUCUCGACCUGUUCCUGCUGCUGUUCCUGGAAUAUGCUUCCUUUCUGAUGGCCAAAGUAAAGAAGAGGCUUCUGUUAACCUCAAUGCCAUCAAUCUGUGCCCCCUGAAAAAAACUUGGAAGCUGACUUUCUCAUAUGGAUGGGCCCUGCAGGCAUCAGCUCUAGCUGCGUGGGCUGGAAAACCUGAGAACAAGAAGGCUGCACAGGAGGCCUUCUGCAUGCAGGCAAAGACUAAUGGUUUGGCCUGCAGAGGCCAAUACACAACCUCUGGGAAGAGCAGUGCUGCAGCCAAUCAAUCACUUUUCACUGCAAGUUACUCAUACUAGAUCGAUA
Eublepharis macularius is the source of this 1159-nucleotide messenger RNA. RefSeq names its product fructose-bisphosphate aldolase B-like. The record is from RefSeq and is a predicted model, not a curated record. Gene Ontology annotation, molecular function: fructose-bisphosphate aldolase activity; fructose-1-phosphate aldolase activity. Lineage: Eukaryota; Metazoa; Chordata; Lepidosauria; Squamata; Eublepharidae. Bases 58 to 1152 code for a protein of 364 amino acids. The transcript has a single exon. Gene Ontology annotation, cellular component: cytosol. Gene Ontology annotation, biological process: fructose 1,6-bisphosphate metabolic process; glycolytic process.